This is a messenger RNA of Pseudocercospora fijiensis CIRAD86, 713 nucleotides long. RefSeq lists its product as uncharacterized. Bases 8 to 562 code for a protein of 184 amino acids. The transcript has 2 exons. The record is from RefSeq and is a predicted model, not a curated record. Lineage: Eukaryota; Fungi; Ascomycota; Dothideomycetes; Mycosphaerellales; Mycosphaerellaceae.
GAACGCCAUGAUCGGUUGCGUGAUCUUGACCGCAUUGAACGAGCUUGAUCGAAUUGGCCAGCUUAAAGCAGACUCCAAGUUCCUUGACCUUGGCCACGUCAUGGCGCUCUACCUACUCUUUUCCAAGACUCAUGACGCUACUGAGAUUGAGGAUCCGGCCCUUGACUCGGACGGUGAUGGCGAGGACGGAGAUGGCGAAGAUGCAGAGACGAUCGAUUGGCAAAACGCUCUUGUAGCAUAUGCGGAGAAAGCGGGUAUCGAUCUUUCCGAUCAAGGUGUCUCUGGCAUCGAUGAAGUCUUCGGAGAAGUGACGGGCUACACCGAUUUUGGCAAAGCAAAGGUUGAAAGGUGGAAGUGGACUGAAUUGCUGAGGGAAUAUCGUGAGGACUACUUGUGGCGGCCAACCAUUCUUGCCCUUCCAACUGACAACAUUGGCGGCGACCAGUACGAUAUCACAAAGUGGGAGCCAGAGCGGCGAGCCAAGUACGCAUUCGAUCACAAGGAUCCUCUAGCAGGAGCUUUGGGCGAAGAUAGCGGGUCUGAUGAAGCCGAGGAUUCUUGAGCAAUUGACACUCAUCGUGGUCGAGGAAUGAGUGCGUCCUUUCGUUGAGCAUUCGAUUCAACAUGUAAUGUGAGUUUGACCUAGAUGUCUUCUGUCCUUCGUGUAGCUUUUGCUCCGUCAUCUGCUGUAAAUAGUCCUCAUAAGUCUCCGC